This is a messenger RNA of Closterium sp. NIES-65, 1437 nucleotides long. The record is from the annotation of a GenBank genome assembly. NCBI's taxonomy places the organism in Eukaryota, Viridiplantae, Streptophyta, Zygnematophyceae, Desmidiales, Closteriaceae.
AUGUGCUGGCUACUACUACCUACCAAUGAUACGAUGAUAAUGUGUAUUGCAACGUGCAGUGCACUACCUGAGCAAAAGGAGUAUGGGAAGCAACGGGAGAAGGUUGGGCCAGGGCCCUUCCAGGAUCGCCUCUACUUGUACUUCGCGCUCACUUCUCCCCCUCCUCCCACACCCACCCCUCCCCGCAGCAUGCUGGCCACAGAGGAGUACGAGAAGGCACGCGAGAAAGUAGCGCGGUUCAUCAACACAGCGCAGGGCCCGUCGGAGAUCGUGUUCACGCGCAACGCCAGCGAGGCAAUCAACCUCGUGGCGUACUCGUGGGGGCUCUCCAACCUCUCCCCGGGCGACGAAGUGCUCCUCACAGUCGCGGAGCACCACAGCAACAUCGUCCCCUGGCAGAUUGUAGCCCAGAAAACCGGGGCGGUUUUGAAGUUUGCGCCCCUGAAAGUGCCGGAGGAGGCGGAGAGGGAGGGGCAUGCGGCGGGCGCGGAGGUGGACUAUGAGCGGCUGCUGGAGAUGAUUGGCGCGCGCACCAAGCUCGUGGCCGUGCACCAUGUUUCCAACGUGCUGGGCUCGGAGUCCCCAGUGGAGCAGAUCAGAGAAAGGGCGCAUGCAGUGGGCGCCAAGGUGCUUCUAGACGCGUGCCAGUCGGUGCCGCACAUGCCCGUGGACGUGCAGCAGCUGGGGGUGGACUUCGCAGCGCGCGUGCAGCAGCUGGGGGUGGACUUCGCAGCGGUCUCCUCGCACAAGAUGGCUGGGCCCACGGGCAUUGGCUUUCUCUACAGCCGCGCCGACGUGCUCGCCUCCAUGCCUCCCUUCAUGGCGGUCUCCUCGCACAAGAUGGCUGGGCCCACGGGCAUUGGCUUCCUUUACGGUCGAUCCGAAGUGCUCGCCUCCAUGCCGCCCUUUAUGGGAGGAGGCGAGAUGAUUCAGGACGUCUUUUUGGACCAUUCCACCUACUCCGAUCCCCCUGCAAGGUUCGAAGCUGGCACGCCAGCCAUUGCGGAGGCCAUAGGGUUGGGAGCAGCAGUGGACUAUCUGACAGCUAAGGGCAUGGAUAACGUGCAUGCAUAUGAGAUGCAUCUAUCAGAGUACCUCUACAAGCAGCUCUCAGCCGUUGAUCGAGUGCGCAUCUACGGCCCUCCUCCACCGUCUCUGCUCCCGGGAGGUCCGACUGCCAUCCAAAGGGGGCGGGUGGCGGCGUUGUGCACAUUCAGCGUGGAUGGCAUGCAUGCCACCGAUGUCUCCUCCUUCCUCGAUCAACAGCACGGAGUGGGCAUCCGCAGCGGGCACCACUGCGCACAGCCCAUUCACCAGCAGCUGGGCAUCAAUGCGAGUGCGAGGGCGAGCGCGUAUGUGUACAACACAAAGGAGGAGAUUGAUGCGUUCAUUGUCGGCCUCAAGGACACUAUUGACUUCUUUGUCAACUUCUCCUGA